AUGGCCAACUUCGAGCCUUACGGCAACCAGCAACAUGUGGAAGAAGCCGAAGGUCGGAUAUUCGCGAGUUACAACCGUGUUAUGAAUGUUCCUGAUCUUGCAGGUGUAGAAGGUCGAGAAGAUUCUGCGAGCAAUUCAGUCCAAUUCCCAGAAGGAGAUAGAGACUACUACGCGAAUGAUGUUGGGCACCGGGUCACUGGCACAGGUCGGCAGUCAUCGUCUCGAUCUGUUAUUGAAGCGGCGGACAGGUUACGCGGAGAAUACGCUCGCCUUCAGCAAACUAUCAAUGAGAGCCAUGAUGCACAAUCGAUAUGCUCGGUGCUCUCGGCAAUUACUCCCUUUGUCGUUUUGUUCGCUGUAAAAGUGUUAAUCGAUAACUUCUCGUCAAUCUUUCGAAUAGCCGUCACUUCCGGAGGUUUUCUUGCCGUGGAUAUGAGAGUCCAGCAGUUAUUUUCAGCAGCAACAAGUACCCGUUUCACUGCUGUCAUCAUAUUCUUGGUGCUAUUCUAUUUUACUUCUGGUCUUUGCUUUCGCGGAAACGAUUUUGAUAUGAAAAACGCCCUCCUUCUCAAAUACGCGGGUUCUGUCUACCAUGGAUUCUUUUUCACUGUGUACAUGCUCAUUCUUACCGACACAUUUAUCAAGAUGAUUGUUUCAGGUGUUAAAUUGCUGGUUUCAUUGCUUAGUAUUAAGAUGGUUAUGAAAAGGAAAAUCAAUCAGUUUUUGGAAUACACGUCACAGACGUAUCGAUGCGUCGUUCCAGUUCCUCAGUGGAUGCAUUAUUUCAUUGGGACGGACGUUUCCGACUUGACGUUGUACUCUAACGGCGUGCUGUUCACUGUAUACGGCAUUAUCAAGGCACGUGAAUUAUGGGGUCUUGCUCAAACAACGUUCGAAUGCGCUUCACGGAUAGUAUAUUUGAGCUGUUCCCAUAUCUUCUGCAUGCCAUGUAUCGACAGGUGGCUGGAGUACGAAAAUACUUGCCCUAUUUGUCGCGCAACUGUGGAGAAGAAAGACAAUUCAUGGAAGAGUGGAGCUACAAGCAAAGGAAUUCGCCUUUGUUGA
Ostertagia ostertagi is the source of this 1065-nucleotide messenger RNA. The record is from the annotation of a GenBank genome assembly. Lineage: Eukaryota; Metazoa; Nematoda; Chromadorea; Rhabditida; Trichostrongylidae.